Molecule: messenger RNA, 962 nt
Organism: Brassica oleracea var. oleracea
Lineage: Eukaryota; Viridiplantae; Streptophyta; Magnoliopsida; Brassicales; Brassicaceae
Product: VQ motif-containing protein 20
Exons: 1
Coding region: 52-894 (280 amino acids)
Cellular component (GO): nucleus
Source: RefSeq, a predicted model, not a curated record
UUGUUUAAACAAAAACAUUACUUCUUCAAAUUUAUUAUUUAAUAAUAUUAAAUGAACUCAACAUUCAACGACCAGCACCAUCUGAAGAGAGAGCCUAAUGACAACUCCAGCGUCGGAAUCAUAUAUCCUCCGUCACCUUCUCCCUUGCUAAAACUAAACAAAGACUCCCACGUCAUCAAAAAGCCACCCUCACCGUCGUCUUCCUCCUCUACCGCCGCGAAGCCUCGCCAGCCGGUGAUCAUCUACACGAACACGCCCAAAGUUAUACACACCAAUCCUAAAGAUUUCAUGGCUCUUGUCCAGAAACUCACCGGAAUGUCCCACUCCGAGGAAGAUUCCGGCGGUAGCAGCAGCGCGAUAACAGAUCGUGGAGGUAAAUCAAUCAACCGGAGUGUCUCUGAUCUCACCGUCGACAGAAAAGUUAACCGGACUCGCUGCGGUGGUGGUGGUGGACAUAACAGCUACAACAGAAGCUAUUCCGGUCCCGGAGGAGCUAACGGGAAAGGGAUUUUCUUCAGCAAUACGACGAUUUGCGAAGAUAGUGAAUCGUCCUCUGUGAUCACAACCGAUGAGAACAUGGGAGGAGGAGGAGGAGAACAUGGACAUGUCAACUCGUCGCUACCGUAUUCAGCGGUGGCUGUUUCUCCAUUUCCUCAUCCUCCGCCACCACCUCCACCUCCUCCUCAGUCCAUGUACGAUGCGACCAAUGGGAUUAACUACAGCUCUUACUUCUCGACGCUCUUGCCGGUGAAUCCAGCCGAUAAUUUUCUUUGCGGGAAUCAAAACUUUGCUAAUUUUGAUGAUCCGCUUUACUUCAUGCCGAAUAUGAGGAGCUCCUUCUCUUCUUCUUCCUCUUCUGGAUUUGAUGGCUUAACUGAGUUUAGAGAUUUUUGACAUUGUUUUCAUCAAAAACAAAAAAAAACAUUUUUGAUUAUCUUUUUUUAUUUUUUUUCCUAUCCAGG